CCUUCCUAACAUGGUGGGGUGGCUAUGUCUGUCCCCACUAUUCCCACGUGCUUUCUCCUCCCCACUUAUAUAAACACAAAUUUCACUGAAGAGGAGAAGAAUCCAUUUCCAUUCCAACAAAUCCAAACGGACCCGACCCGAUUCACCCCACCACAUGGCCUUAGUCCGAGAACGUCGACAGCUCAAUCUCAGACUUCCCUUGCCGGAACCCUCCGAACGCCGCCCUCGUUUCCCCUUACCCCUCCCUCCUUCCAUCUCCACCACCACAACUGCUCCUACCACUACUAUCUCCAUCUCGGAACUCGAAAAGCUUAAGGUUCUCGGUCACGGAAACGGCGGAACUGUGUACAAAGUCCGCCACAAACGCACAUCCGCAAUCUACGCUCUCAAAGUCGUUCACGGCGAUAGCGACCCCGAGAUUCGCCGUCAAAUCCUCCGUGAAAUCUCCAUCCUUCGCCGGACGGAUUCUCCUUACGUCAUCAAGUGCCACGGUGUCAUCGACAUGCCCGGCGGCGACAUCGGUAUCCUUAUGGAGUACAUGAACGUCGGCACACUAGAAAGUCUUUUAAAAUCACAAGCAACUUUCUCCGAACUUAGCUUAGCAAAAAUCGCUAAGCAAGUACUUAGCGGACUCGACUACUUACACAAUCACAAAAUCAUUCACAGAGAUUUAAAACCUUCGAACCUUCUAGUAAAUCGCGAGAUGGAAGUAAAAAUCGCCGAUUUCGGAGUGAGUAAAAUCAUGUGCAGGACUUUAGAUCCUUGCAAUUCAUACGUUGGAACUUGUGCUUAUAUGAGCCCAGAAAGGUUUGAUCCAGACACUUAUGGAGUUAACUACAACGGUUACGCAGCUGAUAUUUGGAGUUUGGGCUUGACUUUAAUGGAACUAUAUAUGGGCCACUUUCCGUUCUUGCCACCUGGACAGAGACCGGACUGGGCUACGCUAAUGUGCGCCAUAUGCUUCGGUGAGCCGCCCAGUUUGCCUGAAGGGACGUCGGGAAAUUUCAGAGAUUUUAUCGAGUGUUGUUUACAGAAAGAGUCCAGUAAAAGGUGGAGCGCUCAGCAACUUUUGCAACAUCCGUUUAUACUGAGCAUCGAUUUGAAGUCCACGUAAAAAGGGACAGAGCAAAGCUGAAGACUGGGAAAUUGAAUAGUUCCGAGUUGUUUGUAAAUAGAGAACGGGACCUUCUUUUUUUUUUUGAACUUUUUGGGUUAACUUUUUUGUAUAUUCUUCAACUAUGAAUCUGUGAAAUCAGAAUCAUUCUCUGUAUCUGGAAAAAGUGCUCCAUUUCCAUAGCAAAAAAAAUCAUCUGUGGAAUUUUGAGACUUAAUGAAUUCAAUCUUUUUCCAACACUUCAA
This is a messenger RNA of Nicotiana tabacum (common tobacco), 1359 nucleotides long. The record is from RefSeq and is a predicted model, not a curated record. NCBI's taxonomy places the organism in Eukaryota, Viridiplantae, Streptophyta, Magnoliopsida, Solanales, Solanaceae.